Molecule: messenger RNA, 348 nt
Organism: Knipowitschia caucasica
Lineage: Eukaryota; Metazoa; Chordata; Actinopteri; Gobiiformes; Gobiidae
Source: the annotation of a GenBank genome assembly
AUGACGCUGAAGAAGGACCUGUGGAGUCAAGUCAGACUGUCGCGUGCUCUGAGUUGUGGCUCGGUCAGGACUGUGGACUGGAGCUUCAGGAGCAGACUCCCAGCCGCUCUGUCCUCUGAGUCUCUGAGGAGCGACCUAUCCAGAGACCUGGGGCCUCAGUUCAAGGAUCCAAGGGCCACCUGGUCCCCUGGUGUCAGCUCCAGCUCUUUACACAACGACCGUUUCACAGACUCACCGCUUCACUCGCCCUACUCUGGGAGCUUCGAGGCCCUCAGUACUGGCUCCCGUCCUGAGAAGGCCCUCAUAACCUACAGCAUCUCUCGCUUUCUCCUGGAACCUCUGGGCUGA